Molecule: messenger RNA, 746 nt
Organism: Malaya genurostris
Lineage: Eukaryota; Metazoa; Arthropoda; Insecta; Diptera; Culicidae
Exons: 2
Coding region: 264-746 (160 amino acids)
Source: RefSeq, a predicted model, not a curated record
AUUAGUUGGCCUUCACGUGCUGACAUUGAAGCUUUCCACAUAUGACUGUACCUCCCAAUCCGUAUUUAGGCAGAGCAAUCAUGAAUUAAUCGAUUUCGCGACUUUGCGACCAAUAAUUCUGUUGAUCGAUAACAAACAAGCAAACAAAUGAUCACUGUAUACGUUUUUAUGGGCAAUGGUUAAAAUUUUUCGGCUAUAAAAAGAAUCGGUUAAACUUCUUCUAUAUCAGUUCGACUUCUCAUCCUUCGGAACAAACGGUCGGGAUGGCCUUGCAACUAGUCACAGUUUUAGCGCUCAUUUGCUUAGUUUCAGCUGAUGUUAGUGAGCUUUUGCGUGAGAGUUCAAAGCUUCAAGAUGUGAAACCCGUUGUAGCACGGUCCUAUGCGUUCAAUGCACCACAAGUACAACCGCUUUACUACACAUCACCGAAUAUCCGCUACAACAAUCAUGCUUCGAGAUUUCACCUGUACGAUAGUAUCAUCGUGGAUCAACCCGUUGCAGUACCCUACACUGUUUUUACCUCACCGGAACCAACCUUGCUGCACACGAAACCAGUCGCGGUUGAAACUGUGAUUGAUGCAAACACCGGAAUUGCGUAUCAGCUGUCUACCGUUCGAUCAGAUCUCAAAGUACCAUACUACUAUAGUAAACCGAAGAAGAUAGUUGAAUAUGUCACACCUGUGAAGCCCCCAACCGACGACUACUUGCCCCCACUCCAGUCGAACGGUAAAUCGAACACGGUUUAG